This is a messenger RNA of Podarcis lilfordi (Lilford's wall lizard), 8662 nucleotides long. The record is from the annotation of a GenBank genome assembly. Lineage: Eukaryota; Metazoa; Chordata; Lepidosauria; Squamata; Lacertidae.
AGCUUUUUUUCCUGAUUUCUGUUCCAAAGUUUGCAAGAGCGAAGCUCACCCUUCGCGGAUUAAUAAAACGAGAGAGCGGACGAGAAGGCUACUUCUCUCCGGGAGAGAUGGCCGCUCAUUUGUUUGCGGCCAAAGAUCACGCUGCUGUCUACCAGAAAUACAGGUUCCCACCCCCGGAGAACCUCCAAGGUGUGAUCCUCUCCUACCUGGAGAAAAAGGUAAAAAAAGGGGGGGCGUCGGGAGAGAGCAGGCAUGCAAUCAAUCAAUCAAGCAGCACCUCCUGCCCGAGAGGCUGCAGAGCUGCUGCCGGUCAGUGUUGGCAGGAGAGCUCGAUGGGCCACGAGGAAGGAUGGUUGGCUAAGUGGGAGGGUACUUGCUUAGCAUGUAGAACAAGCUUCCUCAACCUCGGCCCUCCAGAUGUUUUGAGACUACAAUUCCCAGCAUCCCUGACCACUGGUCCUGCUAGCUAGGGAUCAUGGGAGUUGUAGGCAAAAAACAUCUGGAGGGCCGAGGUUGAGGAAGCCUGAUGUAGAAGGUCCCAGUUUCAGUCCCCAGUGUUGCCAGGUAAGGCUGGGAAAGACUGUUGGUAUAGGGUACCUUUUUGUGAAACUGAAAACAGUAAGGAUCCUCCUCUCAAAGCACGCAUCCUUGAAAAUCGAAGAGUCCAUGCCUUGCAGCUGUUAACAGAUAAAAGUUGUAUAUGAGUUGUCUUCAGGAGGGAAGGAACUAAUAAUAAUAAUAAUAAUAAUAAAUUUAUAUUCUGCCCAUCUGACUAGGUUACCCCUGCCACUCUGGGUGGCUUCCAAUAUAUUAAAACACAGUAAGACAUGAAAUAUCAAAACACCCUUUCAAAGAGUGUCUCUUGCUCUCUUGGUUCAUAUUAUUAAAACCAUUUUUGAAAAGUUUUUUUUUUUAAAUGAGCUGUGAUUCCUGCAUUGCAAUGGGUCGGACUAGAUGACCGUUUGCGGUCCCUUCCAAUCUUACAAUUCUAUGUAUGAAGAAAGCCUCUCCUCGAUCCUGAGCAAGGGCAGAAGUUUCUAAUUCCAGAACAAAACAUUAUUUUUCUUACCUUAGGCGGAGCCUCUGAGCUCUUAGCAUUAAGUAAACAGUAAAAAGCCAAGCUCCAAAUAAUUUCCUCCCUUUGUAAGGUUUCACGCUUUCCUGAAAGUAAGAAGACGCUGUGGUGGGUCAAAGACUGAUACAUUCCCAUUGCAAAGUUUAAAAGGGGUGAGGCAUAUUAGUCAUUGGAAAAGAAAAAUAGUGGCUAAAAGCAUUUGGCGAGAUGAAAGAGGCCAAAGUGUUCCAAUCAUUUUUUCAGGCGAAGAUUAAGCUUGCUGGUGUUGUGAAAAUACUUCUGGAGAUUUGCUAGCUAAGAUGCUACUCUUCUUGUCUGACUGCAAGAGGAAGAGCUGGGCUUGAAUCUUAUCCCACAUUGCCCCCUACUGAGUAAUCCUCACUGGCUCCUGUCAUUUUCUUUCACCGAAGAGGUUUACAACCCCAUCCUUUACCUAUUCUGAGCUGCUAGGGGCAGGGGACUUUCCGCAGGACAAUUGGAAUGCCCUUGAAUGUUCUGUGACAUCACAGUAGCCUGGCCAAUGGCAGAGAAGGGUGUGUGUGCGUACCAGGUGAUGGCUGGUUUAAGGCCUAUUUGUUGGGGAGUGAGAACUGGUAUCUGGAAUAGAGAAAGAUGUGGCCUUGUAAGUGAAUUGAUGCUAUGCUUCUCAAUAUGUGCUGCUGUCUUCCCUCAGAAGGUGACCUCCUUUCAUCUGGCCGUGGACGUGGGAUGUGGCACAGGCCAGAGCAGUCACCUGCUGGCGAAGCGUUUUGAGAAGGUGGUCGGGACAGACGUAAGCGAAGCUCAGAUCGAGGAGGCCAAGCGAACUGCCCACCCGCCAAAUGUCUCCUACCUGUAAGUAAGGAUAGACUUGGCACUCAUGUUUAUGCCACUUGACUGCAGUAAGAGCUCCCAGCAGUUUGCAAGAAAUAUUUAAAAUUGCUGAAAAAAAUAGUGAAAAGCAAUUUCUGGGUCUGUGCGGCAUGCAAUGUUUUUAAUUGCUUUUCACUGUUUUUAUCAGCAAUUUUAAAUAUUUCUUGUGAGGUCACACCUUACUGUGUGAGUCCUCCUGUUUAAAGCACCCAGAAGUGGACUCUGGACUCUAGAUAUGAGAAUCAAGUGGCUCUAUUGUUUUCUGUGGCUGGGAAAAUAUGCUUCUGUUACCUCAUGUCAUUUUAAGCUUUGGUUAAUUGAAGUAGCAGUGCUAGAAUCCUCUGAAAUGCCUAUGUAUAUUCCGACCACAUUUUCUUAAUGGUGACAUGGACCGUGCAUAACGCAUCAUAAUAAUAAUAAUAGUAAUAAUAAUAAUUUAUUUAUACGCUGCCUGUCUGGCUGGGUUUCCCCAGCCACUCUGGGCGGCUCCCUACAGAAUAUUAAAAAUAGAAUCAAACAUUAAAAACUUCCCUAACCGUAAGAAUAUUCUUCACAACUAUGACUAGGGCAGAGGGGUGGGGUAAGUGAAGACAAGAAACAACAAUGAACUAUAAUGUUGUUCACUGCUCCUGCUCAGGCUGCACAGAGAAAGCAUUUCAGCUCCUGAAAUUCGUUCUGAUUGUGCAGAUAGAAUAUGACGGAUAGAAUUCCACAGGGCAGGAUAUUAGUGUGUGAAAACAAUCGAGGUCCAAGGAUCCCCAGGCAUGCACCGCCAGAGGGUGGAGAUGUCAGAUAUCAUCCUGGUGCCCAGGCAUCGAAACUUGGUUGCAAAUGGCCAGUAGCCAGGUGCAGUAUAUGCCUGGCUAAUUUCGAACCCUGGUGGCGAGCUGAAAUUUGGCCUGGUUGCCAAGACCAGCCAACGUUUGUGGCUUCUCAUCUCUGGCAGAGCCGCCGCCAUAGAGAGCGGAGCUUUCGUUGUGGAUUCAUGAUGAGAUGGUUUAGGAGGCAGACGCCACAAACCCUCACAGCCAUUUUGAUGACCUGAGCGAGCAAGACAUAGCAGUUAACAGCCAUUUUGCCCUUCGCCUGCCCAGCGUGUGCCCUGCGGAAGAGCUCCCCUUUGAGGACCGCUCUGUGGAUCUCCUCACGGCCUUCACUGCGGCCCACUGGUUUGACAUUCCCCGCUUCAUGAAGGAAGUGGACCGCCUUCUCAAGCCGUCCGGCUGUGUGGCCUUGAGUACCAACACCCUCGACAUGCGGUUGCACUACAAGGACUGUUCAGAAAAGCUCACAGAAAUCUUCCAGGAGGUAAGACCAACGGCACAGUCUUCCUAAGGGAACCAUCGUUGUGGGAGGGAUGUAAGCCUGAGCAGGACUUGGGAGAAAGUCUGUUGAGUUCUGCGCUCCGGACAUGAUCAUGCCUCAUAGAACUCUAGCCCAAUGCUUGCCAUUAAUUUGAUUCUGAAUUGAUUUUAGAAUGAGUUGAUUUUAGAAUGUAUUUCAAUUAAUUGAUUGUGAUUUUAUUUUUACUUGUUACUUUUACUGUUGUUAGCCGCUCUGAGCCCGGCUUCGGCUAGGGAGGGCGAGAUAUAAAUAAAAUAUUUAUUUAUUUAUUUAUUUAUUAUUAAUUUCCAGCCAUCAGGGGAUGUGUGGCAAUGUUUAUGUAGCUGGAACAGCAUCACCCACACACAAGAGGGAGGUUAUCAGCAAGCUUGUAGAAAAUUUCAAGUUUUGCAGAAGUAUUUUAAAAAUUGUGUGUUGGUGUGUGGGGGGAACUAAGUGAGGAGGGAGGGAACUUAUAAAGAGUUGGGUGGGAAACUGGGUGGGAGGGGAUUGAAAUGGAGUAUAAUGCAGAGGGCAUGGCUGGCUGGCUGGCUGAAUCACUAGGACUAUUCCACACUUUAGUGAGCAAAGGUGUUUGGGGACUUUGAUGGAGGAACACCCAAGUGGUAGAGGUCUUAAAAGUGUGGGGAAAGAGAUGGAGAGAGGGGAGAGGAGAGAGCUCUCCCCCCCACUUUAUUGGAAUACUAGAAUUUGGAAUUACCGUAUUUUUCGCUCUAUAAGACUCACUUUUUCCCUCCUAAAAAGUAAGGGGGGAAAAAGUAAGGGGAAAUGUGUGUGCGUCUUAUGGAGCGAAUGCAGGCUGCACAGCUAUCCCUCUUGCUGUUCUGGCUUCAGCAAAAGCAACGCAAAACCUCUUCAACAACAUUUGAUUCUAAGUAUUUUUUCCUUGUUUUCCUUCUCUAAAAACUAGGUGCGUCUUAUGGUUGGGUGCAUCUUAUAGAGCGAAAAAUACGGCAUGUAGUAAAAUGGAUAGGAAGUUGAUUCAGGGCAGGAAGAUAAGGGCUGUUGGUCUUAGCAGGUGAACUUAUGCCACCAAAUACCAGCAUCAAUGGGGCAGGGACUAUUCCCUUCAAGCCCUCCUUGUGGACUUCCCAGAAGCAUCUGAUUGGACAUUGUGGGGAGGCUAGAUGCACCAUUGCUCAGCUUUAGGGGGGCUCUUUGUGUUAUUAAAGAGCCCAGCUGGAGAAGACUGUAACAAUGAUAGGAACGGAACCUCCAUAUUGCGCCGUACUAACAAAAUCAAAAUCAAAAUGACAAUUUCAAUAUGGAAAAAAUACAAAUCAGAGCUAUGCCUCUUUAAAAAAAAGCAGCAGAAGUUUAGCGUGAAAGUUAUCUACACCUGGGGAGAUGCCACAUUAAAGGAGAGAGAAGAAAGAGUUGUUGCUCACUAGCCGAUACCUAAUGUGCAAUUGUCCCAGGACCUUUCAGCUUUCCUUUUUGCUUUCACAGGUUCAAGGCCAGAUUUUCCCAUAUUCAAACGAAAAGAUCAAAUUUGUUACGGACGACUACAAAGCAAUAUUUGAUUCUCUGCCAUUUCAGGACAAGGAGAGGUGAGUGGACUGUACCAGAUUGUCUGAAAUAACCCAGCUAUUUGCUGUUGUGAAACAGCAAUCCUAUGCAUGUUUACGCAGGAAUAAUUCAGCGGGGCUUCCUCCCAGGUAAAUGGAUCUAUAGGAUUGCUGCUUGCGACCUGCGGAGAACUUUAGUGCAGAAAGGGGCACCUGAAAUGAUCAAGGGGUGGUUGGAAGAAAGGCUGGAGCAUGUUUGCAGAUUUUUAGAGAAAAACUGACAGCUUGAUUUCUUUAAUUCAAGGGUGGGACAUUUUCCCCAUGGGCUGAGUUCUUUGAGGGGGAAGCAGUUGUGGGGCUUAGUGCCAAAUCUGUGUGGCCCAAAGUACACCCAUUCCCCUACUCCUCCCCCUUUGCAGCUACAUUACACCCCUUCUCACAUGCAGACAUGCAUCUAUACACACACGUAUGUCACCUCCAACACAGACCUUGAUAUGAUAUGAUGGGAGAGGCCUGGUGGGGCAGAGGUUUCUCAAUUUAUUUAUUUAUUUCUCUCUCUGAUAUAUUUAUUUAUCCUAUCUAGAUGUUGGUCAGUAACACAAGUUCUCUGGGUGGCUUCCCAUUUCUUAUCUUACUAUUAUUUUAAACAUGUGUGUAGAUAGAUAGAUCCAGUGCUUUUUUCUGGGGGAACACAGGCGUACGCAUACCCCUAAACAUUUUGCAAAUCUUUGUACUUUUGUCCAUUUACUGUAUUUAUUUUUCCCGAUUUGAACUAUAAAAUGGUGGUUUUCUUGAGUCAAAAUGAGAGUACCCCUAAACAUUUUUUAAAGAAAAAAAGCACUAUCUCUAUCUUGAUAUAGAUACAGAUAUAGACUACUUAUUCAGUUGAAAACCCCCAAGUGGCUUAAUCUGAAAAAAUUGAAUUUGAUAAAUACAAAAUGUGAUUAUUAUUAAAAUAAUAAUAAUGAUAAAGCAGAAAUGUGGUGUGUAACAGCUGGAAUGUUUUAUAGCUUAGAAACGUAGAGAAAACAUAAAAAUGCAGUAGAUUACUAUUGUUACGGUGCUUAACAGCAUCAAUAAUUUAUAUACCAUUUUUGUGCCAAAGUGUAUUCUAAAUAGUUUAAAACUACUUCUACACCUGAACUACAGAAGGGGAAAUAGAAAUUAAAACUCUAAAAACUGUUGGAUUCAGCAGGGAUAGGAUCAUUCUGUUGUUCUGGAUGCUGGACGCGGUCAACAGAAUUUCCUACACAGCCCCUCUCUUCUCUAAUGUGUCUGUUUCUUUCAGGAUCACGGAAAUUCUUGAUAAACUGCCAAUGAGUGUCGCUGACCUGAUGGGAUACAUCCAGUCGUUCUCUUCAUACCAGAUUUUUCUAAAAGCCCAGCCAGAGGCAGCAAAAUCUCUCAUCCAAAACACCGAACAAAGGUAAAGAAAGAAAAGUGUAUUCAACCAAGUAACUCCUAACUGUUUUCUAUUUGUAUAUAUUUAUUCAUAUUGAAAUUUACAGGUUGUUCUUGGCCAAGGACCUGUCUUUUUAAAAAAACCUUUCCAAAUUUCAGAUAUUAAUUCCAUCUCUAUAUCACAGCUAAGGCAUCUGAGCGGCAUAAGAAUGAGGCUGUGUCAUCCAGAUGAGGUUGACCCGCGCCCCCCUCCGGCACCUUUAUUUUGAAAACUUUGUCCAUGCAUGCCCUUGCAAAUAAUAUCUAAAUAUUUUUUUCCUGUGAUGUCUUGGGAACCUUUGGGACUCAUUGCCACAUGAUUUUGUGGCACCCACUUUAAAGCAGUUUGGCUGCUUUUACCCUUUUAUCAGUAACUAAUCACAAAGCUACUACCUCUGUGAUACUGCAGCAUCCCUAAAGGUAAAGGUAGAGGGACCCCUGACCAUUAGGUCCAGUCGUGGCCGGCUCUGGGGUUGCGGCGCUCAUCUCACUUUGUUGGCUGAGGGAGCUGGCAUACAGCUUCCAGGUCAUGUGGUCAGCAUGACUAAGCCGCUUCUGGCGAACCAGAGCAGCACAUGGAAACGCCGUUUACUUUCCCGCUGGAGCGGUACCUAUUUAUCUACUUGCACUUUGACGUGCUUUCGAACUGCUAGGUUGGCAGGAGCAGGGACUGAGCAACGGGAGCUCACCCCGUUGCAGGGAUUUGAACCGCCAACCUUCUGAUUGGCAAACCCUAGGCUCUGUGGUUUAACCCAGAGCGCCACCCGCAUCCCAUGCAGCAUCCCUAAUGAUAGACAAAAAUGCAGCUUACAUAUUCAAAGCAGGAAUAUAUUUGAUAACACAGGCACCUGAGUGGCUAUGCUUGGAGAAAACUGUGCAUCAGUAGAAAUGUUUUUAUUGUUGUUAGAAGUUGUAUUUUAGCUCCUUUUUCUCUGAUUGUACAUGAUGGCCUCAGGUGCUGAAGCGGGUUAUAAACUGGUAAAAUAAGUUUGUUUGUGCUUUUGGAUUGUGCUGACCCCUGAUUUCUUCCUCUUUAAACUUCCCUUUCCAGGAUCCUGGAGACGAUGGAAGUUUCGUCUCGAGAGACCAAGCUGGAGCUCUGCACUCGGCACGUUUGUGUCCUGGGUUAUAAGUGACUUGGAUCUAGUUAACGAAUGACCCUCCUGAGGAAACAAUGCCAGGGCACUCUUGAAAUUUUUCCAAUAAAAACAAAUGUCUCAUUUAAUUGCAAGAGGAGUGGGGAAAAGGGUGUCAAAUGCACUCAGCGGACCAGAAUCAGCAGCAGCAAUGUAAAUUUAUUACUUUUUAAGGGAAGAGAAAAUUGGAUGUAUAGCAGUGGGACUGGCUAAGUCACAGCUUUAAAUCUGUGGUGUUCACUGGGUGACCUUGAGCUAAGAAUUUGCACUAGAUGUUUUUGGCCUCCAGCUCCCAUCAACCCUGCAGUGCUGGCUGGGGCUGAUGGGAGUGGGAGCCCAACAGCAGCUUGAGGACCCACAAGCCCCUUACUAUGGGAACUAAUAACCCUUUAGCCCAGAAUCCCGUUUCCCACAAGAACAAAGCAGAUACUUCUGGUCAGCCCAGAGGCACGACUUGAAGGCAAGAGAUGUGGAUUUCAAAUUAGGAAUGCAGGCAAGGCGAGGGAGGAGGGAGAAGAAUGAGUUUAAAAUGGCAAAGAGAUAUAAGCAAAAUGAAGGGAGAAAAAGGAAGAGAGAAUGGGUUUUUUUUCAGGAAAAUGGAGAGGAGGGAAUGAAGACCCAAAGGCACAGAUAAACUGAGAUCUUUUCCUUGUAGAUACCCAGCCACAUGUUUCCUUUACUCUCCAGAAAGUACACACUCACUAAAAUGCUAUGAUUUGGGCCAUUCUGGCUCACCUGUCAAAAAUAAAUGUACCCCAGAUAAUCAUCAUCAUCAUCUACUCUGGGCAGCUUCAAGCAAAAAAUAAAAAAUAAAAAAAUGUCAGACAUUUUAAAUAAUGAAUGGAUGCUUCAUGAUUGCCAAGUUCUUUAAAAUGCACUCCCAAACUUUUAACCUAUGCAAAUGGAGACUGGGAAAUUGGGAUGGGGGGUUCACCCUAGUCCCAGGAGCCUAUACUGCCCUGUUAAAGGAGGUUUUUGCCUCAGACUGAGUGACUGAAGCUUCAGGGCAGCCUAGGAUUUUGGUGUAACAAAAAAAAAAAAAAGAUGGGCGGGAAGGGAGAGAUAAUAAAACCUCAUGAGGAACGGUUGAGGAGUUGAGUAUGUUUAGCAUGGAGAAAAGAAGACUCAGUGGUGACACAGUAGUUAUAUUUAAAUAUAGGAAGGGCUGUCACAUGGACAAAGGAGCAAGUUUGUUUUCUACUGCUCCAGAGGAUAGGUGCUGAACCAAUGGAUUCAAUUUAGGAGAUUCUGACUAAACAUUAGGAACAACUUUCUGAUGGUACGAGCUGUUUGACAGUGGAAUGGGC